AUUUUUGCCCAAAAUAUUUAUCGUGCACAAAGAGUUUAAAGGCCGUCGUGAAAGCUCCGGCCUCCGGCGUGGAAAUUCCCUCCCAAAAUCCGUACUGCUGCGUUAAACCUUUCACCCUCCCAAAAGCCCACCAUAUCCAAUCUGGCGACGGUAAUCUACUGCUCUCUCUCGAGCAUUCUCUCUUCCGCGCUCGAAUUCUCCAUGAAACUUUGGUGACUGAAGCUCGGAGAACUAGGGUUUGGUUGCGAGGAGCAAUGGUCGGAAUGAUGGCGGCAGUUUCCAGAGAGAAAGUAGCGGAUCUUCUGAACUCUUCCAAGCUUGCUGCAGCCGUUCCAUCACAGAUGGGCUACUUGCGCCAGCUUAGGGAUGAGCUCUCCGACGCCGACUCCAUCUUGCUCACGGAGUUCCUCCCUCUUCUCCUCGACUUCGUCUCCGGUCGAUUUAGUCCAGUUCGCAAAUUCACAAUAGAGAUGCUAAGUCCUAUUGGGAUCAGACACAUUGAAUUCCUACCUGCAAUCAUACCUUUAUUGAUCACUGCCCUGAAGGAUGACACACCCGCUGUUGCUAGACAGUCUAUUACAUGUGGAAUUGAGAUAUUUCGUAGUAUGCUGUUCAAAGUUGCCAUUCAGGGAUUGUAUUCAAGUGAAUUGGAUGAUUUGCUUGAAACAUCUUGGGCAUGGGUGCAGAAGUUUAUGGAUGAAAUAUAUACUGUGGCAUUUCAGCCAGCACUUGAUGGAAGAAGUUUACUAGCAAUAAAGUUUGUGGAAUCUGUCAUUCUACUUUAUACGCCCAAUCCCAAUGUCAGCUCAGAGCCACCUUCUGAUAUAAAUGCUCAAGGAAAUUUUGAGGAAUUUAAUAUAUCAUGGCUUCGUGGAGGUCAUCCAAUACUUAAAGUUGGAGAGUUGUCAGCAAAAGCAAGUAAUAGUUUGAGCUUACUGCUUGAUCAGUUAAGGUUUCCAGCAGUGAAGUCACUAAGUAACUUGAUGAUCAUUGUGCUCAUCAAUAGCCUUUCAGCAAUUGCUACAAAAAGGCCAGCUUUCUAUGGUCGUAUUCUACCAGUUUUAAUGGGUCUAGACCCUUCAACCUCUGAUAGCAAUGGGAAGCAUGUUUAUGCUGUGCAUCAUUCUCUGAAGAAUGCAUUCCUCUCUUGCUUGAAUUGUACCCACCCUGGUUCUGCUCCGUGGAGGGAUAGAUUAAUUGGUGCUCUGAGAGAAAUGAAACCCGGAGUACGGACAGAUCAUGGUGAGCACCAGGUUUGCCAGACCAAUGGGAAAGUUGAGCCAAAUAAUGAAUUAUGUCCCUCAGAGGAUGCAAAACCGUCAAUUAAAACAAUGGAUGCUGGUUGUAACAUUUCUGGGGCAAAAAGACCUGUGAUUGAAACUAAUGAUAAUUCAGUUGAUGUUGAUGGUGAAAUGUCUCGAAAACGUGUAAAACCAACCCCUGCUGUCUUAGAAGGGAAGGAGGAGUUAAGUGGGCAACAGGAUAAUUCUUCGAGUGAACCAACCACAUCUAGAACAGAUAGUGAUAACAGUGCCGUGCAGCAACUUGUUGCAAUGUUUGGUUCAUUAGUUGCACAGGGUGAUAAGGCCCAGUCGUUACUAGAAAUGCUUAUCUCUAGUAUAUCAGGUGACUUGCUAGCUGAAGUAGUGAUGGCAAACAUGCGAAACGUCCCACCAAAUCGGCCAAAUGCUGAAGAGGAUGAUGACCUUCUGAUGGCAGGAUCACAUCUUGGUGCUAGCACAAUUGGUACUGGCUUAAAACAAUUGUCAUUAUUGUUGACUGAUUACCUUUCACAACCUAGCACAUUGCAACAGAAUGAUAUUCCUGUGGAUGCUCAAUUUUCGUUAUCCAGUGAGCUUGAGCAAUCUGGAGGAGGGGAGGAGCAACCUUUGGAUAUGCCUCAGAUUAAGGCAGCAUCUGAUUCCCAAGAUUAUUCAAGUGAUCAAGCACCGAAACCUGUUUCUUUUUCUGAAGGGACUCCUUCAAUUGUGGAGAAUAUUCCAGUGAUUGCACCUGAAGUUGCAGAUGUUGUGAAUAUGGGGAAUGCAAUACCUGGCAUAGAUUCUUUUUCUCAGAAUGAUGGAUCAGCAGGGGUGGUUGUUCCAUUGUCAUCUUCCACUGACCUUGAUGAGGCCAGUCAAGAGCAUGUUUCUGGUCUAGCUAGGUCAGAUUUAGAAGCUCUUCCGUCUAUUUCAACGGAUAGGUCUGAGGAACUUAGCCCAAAAGCAGCAGUGACAGAUGCUACCAACAUCCAGGCCUCCACAGCAACUUCGGUUGAACCGUCUCCGCAGUUGGUGCUUCCAAAGAUGUCUGCACCUGUUGUGAAUCUAUCUGAUGAACAAAGAGACAAUUUGCAAAAGUCCGUUUUGGUGCGUGUUAUUGAUGCUUACAAGCAAGUAGCAGUAGCAGGAGGCUCUCAUGCUCGUUUGUCUAUUCUUGCCCAUCUAGCAGUUAAGCUUCCCUCGGAGCUAGAUGCAUGGAAAAUGCUACAGGUGCACAUACUGUCAGAUUAUGUGAAUCAUGAGGGGCACGAGUUGACAUUACGCGUCCUCUACAGGUUAUAUGGCCAAGCAGAAGAAGACCAGGACUUUUUCUCUUCAACGGCUGCUGCAUCUGCAUAUGAAAUGUUCCUUCUUACAGUGGCGGAAACACUUAGGGAUUCUUUUCCAGCCUCUGAUAAAUCUUUAAGUAGAUUGCUUGGUGAUGCUCCUCAUCUACCGAACUCUAUUUUCAAAUUGUUAGAGUGUUUGUGUUGUCCUGGUAGUAGUGCUAAUGAUGACAAGGAGUUAUACAGUGGAGAUCGAGUAACACAAGGCCUCAGUGCAGUCUGGAGCCUAAUUUUGUUGAGACCUCCAAUUCGAAACACAUCCCUUAAUAUUGCUCUGCAGAGUGCUGCACAUCACCUGGAAGAAGUGCGUAUGAAGGCAAUACGACUGGUUGCAAACAGGCUUUAUCCUCUACCGUCUAUCUCUCAACAAAUAGAAACUUUUGCAAAUGAAAUGCUAUUAUCACUCAUAAAUGUCAAUCAGAACACAAAUUCAAAUGAUGAUGGUACUAUUACUGAAUUACAGCAGCCAUCUACUAGUGCUGCCACAAAAGAAGUGUCCUCCGACACACAUCAGUCAUCCACUUCUGAAAGCAUAUCUUCUUCUUCAGUAGCUGAAGCUCAGCGUUGCAUGUCAUUGUAUUUUGCACUGUGUACAAAGAAGCACUCCCUUUUUCGGCAUAUAUUCAUCACUUAUAAAAGUGGAUCCAAGGCAGUCAAACAGGCAAUUGAUGGCCAAAUCCCAAUGCUUGUCCGGACUAUUGGCUCAUCAUCUGAGCUUCUUGAAAUCAUAUCUGAUCCACCAAAUGGUAGUGAGGAACUUCUGAUUCAGGUUCUGCGUACCUUGACUGAGGGGACAGUACCUUCUCCUGAAUUAAUAGCUUUAGUUAAGCAGUUAUAUGAGACAAAAGUGAAGGAUGUAGAAAUUCUUCUUCCAGUGCUGCCAUUCCUGUCAAAAGAAGAGGUGCUGCUGAUUUUCCCACAUCUUGUUAACGCACCAUUAGAUAUAUUCCAAGCAGCUCUUUCUCGUGUUCUAGAGGGAUCAUCUCAUUCUGGUCCAAUGCUGACUCCAGCAGAAGCUUUAAUUGCUAUCCAUGGAAUUGAUCCUGAUAGAGAUCGCAUUCCCUUGAAGAAGGUGACGGAUGCUUGUAAUGCUUGCUUUGACCAGCGACAAACCUUUACUCAGCAAGUUCUUGCCAAAGUGUUAAACCAACUGGUUGAACAAAUUCCUCUUCCAUUAUUAUUUAUGAGAACAGUAUUACAGGCGAUUGUUGCUUUCCCUUCCCUGGUUGACUUUAUAAUGGAGAUCCUCUCUCGUCUUGUAAGCAAACAGAUAUGGAAAUACCCUAAGUUAUGGGUAGGAUUUGUGAAAUGUGCCCAGUUGACGAAGCCACAAUCUUUCAGUGUUCUACUUCAGCUACCUCCCGCACAGCUUGAAAAUGCAUUGAAUAAAGUUUCUGCCCUCAAGGCUCCUUUAGUUGCACAUGCUAGCCAACCGCACAUAAAAUCUUCACUUCCAAGGUCUGUAUUGGUGGUUCUUGGAAUUGCAUCUGAUUCUCAAAGUUCAAGUCAGGCCCAACCUCCUCAGCCUCCAACUGAUGAUAAAGAGAGCUCAGAUAAAGAGGCCGUAACCGAAGUAUCCAAAGAAUCAUCUGCAGCAAGUUGAUUUCAAGAGUUAGAUAGGAUUCUAAUCUACCACCAUUCAAGCAAGAAUUUGCUUGUUGAACAUGUAACAGGCCUUAGAGUAGUUUUUGCCAGAGGGAAAGGAAGAAAUAUUGGUAGAAUAUUGGUGGUUAUGAGUCUCAUUAAAAAGUUGAGACUAAUUUUGUUGUUUCGAGUUUGUACAUCAGAAUAGCAACAAUGGGUAUUUACGAUAUAACUAUACAGGUUUUAAUGAAUCUUCAGUCUGUACAUCAGGAGUGGUUCUACUGGCUAAACUCUUACCAUAGUCUAUAGGACAGUGUAUGUAUAAUUGUAUAUUGCAUUUCCUUUCUAAAGAACAGAACAGUAUUCCUUCCGUUUCAAAAAUGUUACUCCGUAUCCUCUUUGACUAGACAAAUUUAAAAAAAGGAAAGUUAUGUAUUGAUUAAA
Molecule: messenger RNA, 4636 nt
Organism: Ipomoea triloba (trilobed morning glory)
Lineage: Eukaryota; Viridiplantae; Streptophyta; Magnoliopsida; Solanales; Convolvulaceae
Exons: 27
Coding region: 255-4211 (1318 amino acids)
Source: RefSeq, a predicted model, not a curated record